AUGGGAGAAGCCGAGGACGACGAGAAUGAAGACGAUGGUUCGGAUAAUGAGAGCGUCGGUAGCGACGGCGAGAGACCCUCGAAGAAGAAGAAGGCACAACGGUUCUUCUGCACAGACUUCCCGCCCUGCCAACUGAGCUUCACACGAAGUGAGCAUCUGGCUAGGCACAUACGGAAACACACUGGAGAACGACCAUUUCAAUGCCACUGCUCACGGCGAUUUUCUCGACUCGACAAUCUGCGACAACACGCACAGACAGUCCAUGUGAACGAGGAGAUCCCCGGCGACUCUCUGGCUGCGACGAGCACGAGGUUCCAGCGACAGAUACGAACAGAUCGUGUACGACCGACACCGAACAGCAGAUCUCGUGCCUCUACCAUCGGCAGCCAGAGCGGAUAUGUUCGGGGCCACAGCCGCAACUUGUCGACAUCCAGCAUUGGCUCGACCGCAUCUAGCGUCGGCAUUCCUGAAGACAUACGCCGCCGACCUCAGCCACUGGCGAUGGCGAAUGAAUCGUCCCAUCGUCACAGUCAAUCGAUGGACUCAUAUAACGGAAAUCCUGGGAUGCCGCCACACUAUGCCUAUUACAACCAAGCUUCGUCGGGAUACAGCACCCCGACGUCGACGGCGUACUCUACCGGUGGCCAAAGCCCUCAGUAUCACAGCGCGGUCAUGGCUUCGCCAAGCUCAGCACUCGGCCGAUCAUCAUACUACAACGGCGCACGUCCGUCCAGUCGCAGACUUUCGGUACCGUCGGCCAAUAACCCAUUCCAGCUUCAACCGCCUCACGCGCAACCUUACUUUAAUCCGCUGCCUUCCGGGACAUCUUCAAAUUUCUCCCAGAACAGCAGUACUUUUGGAAGUCCUACAAGUUCUGUGUUUUCGCAUGGGCGGAGAGAUUCCGAGACCGAUAUGGAAUGGCGGAGGAGGACAUGGCACCCAAGCACCAACUCUCAAUACGCGCAGAGACCAGCUACGAGCGGCCUGACUUACCAUCAGACACCGGAUGAGCCACGACCGGCUUUCACUCAACACCAAGCCGCCAGCCAGAUGACGCGGUUGCCGGGAAUAGAAAGCUUCGAUCAUGUGCCGCCACCAAGCGCCAGACAACAGCCAAGUCCAAUGAUGACUGACUCUCGGCCGAUGUCCUCCGGACGCCCAGUCGAGUCACUCCUGCAGCAAGGCUUGACAAGACUGGAUAUCACUGCGGCAAAUGCGCCUACUGAGGGUCAUUGGCAACCAAGCCAGCCACCGGCGCCCGGCUUUCAGUUUCCGCCACCUCCCACGGCACAGUACGUCCAGCAUAAGCACUUUUCAAUGCCUGAUCACAUUUCGACUCCACGCAAAUACAAGCGCAGUGGUUGGUAUGGUGGUCCGAUCCCGACUGUCCUGGGAGGUCCGACUAUCAAUCGACCUUCGCCAGAGGACUCGGGCAGCAGCGAUGGCGUCCCGACACCUUCCACCUCGCUUGGAGCAGAGUACAACCCUGUCAUCGUCAAUCCUCCGGGCACUGCAGAGGUGUACCCGUCCGCAGCUGUGGUCGCAGAUGAGAACAAGGUUGCUAGAGCCGAUUCUGGAUAUCUAUCAUACCACUCGGCACCCCCGAGCCAACCACCGCAGACAUAUGCCCUGCAGACGACCCAAGGACCACCAUACCCUCCUCCGGAUUUCUCUCAACAGACUCCCCGCCAAGACGGCAUGGCUAAACUCGAGGCUCUUGUCGCCGUUGCGACGAGUGAGGGCAGCCGUGCUGGUGACCACCGCUCUUGAACUCAUCGACAUGCCGUCCGACGAGCACCGUCACUACUACUUCGACAUCAACAUUCUCCCUACCCUUUUACAUAUGACGACCUUGACGACCCUUUAUGCCUUGAAACGAAAGCUCAGUCUACUGAGAACGAAACGACCGGACUUUCUGAUCACGAAGAAGAUACCCCAACCGAACAGACUCCUUUGGAGCUAUACAUAAUUUCGCAUGAUGAUGCAAAGGAACGAAAGGCAACGAAAGAGUUGGCAUUUCGCAUGAUUUUUAUGAUUCGAGCUUUUUGAAAUCACUCGCUUUGAGUCCAGCAAUGACAGCGUUCCGUUUCGUUGUGAUUCCCUUUCUUGGAUGAUGCUUUGCCUUGAGAGCUGCUUUUGAUUUUGCUUGAUAUCCAUUGGGCGUGACAGCCGAAAUGAGGGAUUCUGCUUUGAUUGUGAUUUCUUGUUGUUUGCAACGUAUACACACGUACGAUAUGUUGAAUUCUCUC
Messenger RNA from Zymoseptoria tritici IPO323, 2249 nucleotides. RefSeq lists its product as uncharacterized. The transcript is spliced from 2 exons. Gene Ontology annotation, biological process: regulation of transcription by RNA polymerase II. Gene Ontology annotation, molecular function: DNA-binding transcription factor activity, RNA polymerase II-specific; RNA polymerase II cis-regulatory region sequence-specific DNA binding. Bases 1 to 1770 code for a protein of 589 amino acids. The record is from RefSeq and is a predicted model, not a curated record. NCBI's taxonomy places the organism in Eukaryota, Fungi, Ascomycota, Dothideomycetes, Mycosphaerellales, Mycosphaerellaceae.